GUGGAGACUGAGUCGUAUUGGCGUCUUCCUCGUUAAGGGUGGCGCGUCUUUUCCCAAAAAUCAUUAGCUAUGGCUGCAGAGGCUGCUUUCAAGACUCCUAGUAAGCUAGAAGGAACAAGAAGGAAAUCCGGACAAAGUACUUCAUCUACACUAUCUAUUCCAGCUUCUCCCUUCAUGCGAAAACUGGGAUAUGGAACUGGUGUCAAUGUUUACCUUAUGAAACGGUCUCCUAGAGGGAUCUCUUGCUCUCCCUGGGCUGUAAAAAAAAUAAAUACCAAAUGUAACUCCAGCCAGCAAAGUAUUUAUCAAAAGAGGCUGAAUGAAGAAGCUGAUAUUCUAAAAAACCUUCAGCACCCAAACAUUGUGGGGUUUCGUGCAUUCACUGAGGCCAAAGAUGGAAGUAUGUGUCUUGCUAUGGAAUAUGGUGGGGAGAAGUCCCUGAAUGACUUGAUUGAAGAAAGAAAUGAAAAGCAGAAGAAACCUUUUCCAGCUGCCACCAUUCUCAAAGUAGCGCUGCACAUGGCAAGGGGCUUGAAGUAUCUUCACAAUGACAAGAAAUUGCUUCAUGGUGACAUAAAAUCUUCUAAUGUUGUCAUUAAAGGUGACUUUGAAUCGAUAAAGAUUUGUGAUGUGGGUGUCUCUUUGCCUCUAGAUGAAAAUAUGAUGGUGAGUGAUCCAGAAGCUGAGUACAUUGGCACUGAGCCCUGGAAACCCAAAGAAGCCCUAGAAAAAGAUGGUAUUAUCACUGACAAAGCUGAUAUCUUUGCACUUGGGCUGACUUUGUGGGAGAUGAUGACACUUUCCGUACCUCAUCUUAAUCUGCUUGGAGAGGAUGAUGAUGAUGCUUCUUUUGAUGAAGCUGACUUUGAUGAUGAUGCCUAUUAUGCAGCGCUUGGAACUCGGCCACCACUCAAUAUGGAAGAGCUGGGCCCUUCAUAUCAACGGGCUGUUGAGCUUUUCUCCUUGUGUACUAUGGAAGAUCCAAGAAACCGUCCUGCAGCAGCACAAGUUGUGGAUGUUUUAGAGUCGGAAGAGUUCAAAUAUUAGCCAACCCAAAUCAACUCCUGCAUCAUAUGGCACCUUCUCCGUUCUCUUCUAGAAAUGUUUGUAGGUGCUAACAUAGUUAGAUUAUGUGAGAAUAUUCAAUACUUAGUUUCUAGUUCAAAUGUAUUUAAGAUUAAGUGGUCAUCUGUUCCAUUUUAAACUAUUUAAGUUGCUGGAUUAUUCUUUUUAGAUCAGAUAAAUUAUUUCAGUACCUUUUGUUUUCUUAUUGAUAAGCUGAUGUGAAAACAUGUAGAAGAGGAUGACUAAUUCAGUGUUAAUAUGCACGAUUUGGAUGUAAGUGAACAAAUUCUCCAACUUCUGUUAUGUUCUAGAUAAGUUACAUCAACUGAAUGUGACUCAGACAUAUUACUCAACAUGAGAAUUUGCAAUUCAUUCAGAAAAUGGCUGCACAUGUUGUAAAGGUCAACUAUUUGUUUCCAGUUUUCAGCAAUAAAUUACUGCUUUUGAGUGAUGUUA
Molecule: messenger RNA, 1521 nt
Organism: Protobothrops mucrosquamatus (brown spotted pit viper)
Lineage: Eukaryota; Metazoa; Chordata; Lepidosauria; Squamata; Viperidae
Gene: PBK
Product: PDZ binding kinase
Exons: 8
Coding region: 70-1047 (325 amino acids)
Biological process (GO): protein phosphorylation
Molecular function (GO): protein serine/threonine kinase activity; ATP binding
Source: RefSeq, a predicted model, not a curated record